AUGAAACUUUCCGUUUCUUUUUUAAAUCUGUUGACUCUAGUCUUUUUACUUCAAUGUAUUCACUUUGUUUAUGUGAAUGGAGAUUGCCCUGCAGGCUGGUCAUCGUUUACGGACUCAAAUGGAACCGAAUAUGGGUAUCAAGUGGUGUUGAAAAAUAACGUCAGCUAUUUUGAGGCGAGAAGGCUGUGUCUGGAUAUCAACAGCGAAAUUGUUGAUAUUCACAGCAGAGAGGAGAAUGAGUACAUGUAUAGUCUGGCCGCUAAUACAUCUGCUCAAAAUCUGUUUAUUGGAAUGCAUUAUAAACUUAACGAGACUUCUCGAACUUCUGAAGUUUAUUGUACUUGGACACCUGAUAUUAGUUGUGAUUUUGCAUAUUUUCAAAACCAAUCGGAUCCACGUAGACAACAAUAUCCAUGGGUGCCUAUUCCAAAGGCACAGAAUAAUGGAAGUAUGUAA
Molecule: messenger RNA, 456 nt
Organism: Meloidogyne enterolobii
Lineage: Eukaryota; Metazoa; Nematoda; Chromadorea; Rhabditida; Meloidogynidae
Source: the annotation of a GenBank genome assembly